Globicephala melas (long-finned pilot whale) is the source of this 2769-nucleotide messenger RNA. RefSeq names its product platelet glycoprotein 4. The record is from RefSeq and is a predicted model, not a curated record. NCBI's taxonomy places the organism in Eukaryota, Metazoa, Chordata, Mammalia, Artiodactyla, Delphinidae. Gene Ontology annotation, cellular component: cytoplasm; caveola; plasma membrane. Gene Ontology annotation, biological process: lipid storage; long-chain fatty acid import into cell; receptor-mediated endocytosis. Gene Ontology annotation, molecular function: scavenger receptor activity; low-density lipoprotein particle receptor activity; low-density lipoprotein particle binding.
GUUGUCAAAGGUGUCUUAGUAAGCAGUGUAGGGAAACAGAAAGUCAAGCAACUCAGGGAGCUUAAAUCUUCUUAUCUAAAAAUGAAGACAUUAAAAUCUCUUGUCACAGUAAAUGAACUAACGACACCCUGACGAUUUGUCAGUUACAGUUCAGGUUUUCCUACCCUGGCACUGGUUUCCAAGAGGUGUCUGUUCUGAGUCCUGCCUAUCCACCCUCUACCAAAGUCAAUUCUUCUCCACGAUAUCAAGCAUAAUCUCUUCAAAUGUGUUUGAACACUUAAAAAGCUGUAACGUGGAGUUAACUUCAAGGAAUUAAAGUCUCAUAUAUAACACUCUGGGCGGUCAGUUCAUGAAGAGCUUUUGUUGGCUAAGGGGAAUUGAAGAAGAAAUCACAGAGAGGAGGAGCUUAAAGGAAGACUCCUGCUGAAUAUGAACCAGACCUCUUGGAAACCACCUUCAUCAGACCUGGGAGUUUGAAGGAAGCAGGUGCUGAACCUUAGUUUUUUCCCAGAACAAGAAAAAUGGGCUGCGAUCGAAACUGUGGGCUCAUCGCUGGUGCUGUCAUUGGUGCAGCCCUGGCUGUGUUUGGAGGUAUUCUAAUGCCAGUUGGAGACAUGCUUAUUGAGAAGACAAUUAAAAAGGAAACUGUCCUUGAAGAAGGUACAAUUGCUUUUAAAAAUUGGGUUAAAACAGGCACAACAGUUUACAGACAGUUUUGGAUCUUUGAUGUGCAGAAUCCAGAGGAGGUGGCAGUUAACAGCAGCAAAAUUAAAGUUAAGCAAAGAGGUCCUUACACAUACAGAGUUCGUUAUCUAGCCAAGGAAAAUAUAACCCAUGACUCUGAGACCCACACGGUCUCUUUCCUACAGCCCAACGGUGCCAUCUUUGAACCCUCACUAUCAGUUGGAACCGAGAAUGACACUUUCACUGUUCUCAAUCUGGCUGUAGCAGCUGCACCCCACCUCUACCCAAACGUAUUUAUUCAAGGAGUACUCAAUUCACUUAUCAAAAAGUCAAAAUCUUCUAUGUUUCAAAAGAGAACUUUGAAAGAACUAUUGUGGGGCUAUAAGGAUCCAUUCUUGAGUUUGGUUCCAUACCCUAUUCCCACUACAGUUGGUGUGUUUUAUCCUUACAACAAUACUGCAGAUGGAGUUUAUAAAGUUUUCAGCGGAAAGGACGACAUAAGCAAAGUUGCCAUAAUCGACACAUAUAAAGGCAAAAAGAAUCUCUCCUAUUGGCCAAGUUAUUGUGACAUGAUUAAUGGUACAGACGCAGCAUCAUUUCCACCUUUCAUUGAGAAGACCCAGGUAUUGCAGUUCUUCUCCUCUGACAUUUGCAGGUCAAUCUAUGCUGUGUUUGGAGCCGAAAUUAAUCUGAAAGGAAUACCUGUGUAUAGAUUUAGUCUUCCAUCCUUGGCUUUCGCAUCUCCAGUUCUAAAUCCAGACAAUCACUGUUUCUGCACAGAAAAAAUUAUCUCCAAAAAUUGUACUUCAUAUGGUGUGCUAGAUAUUGGCAAAUGCAAAGACGGAAAACCUGUGUAUAUUUCACUUCCUCAUUUUCUAUAUGCAAGUCCUGAUAUUUCACAACCUAUUGAAGGCUUAAGUCCAAAUGAAGAAGAACACAGCACGUACUUAGAUGUUGAACCUAUAACUGGAUUUACCUUACGAUUUGCAAAACGGCUGCAGAUCAACAUAUUGGUCAAACCAGCAAGAAAAAUUGAAGCAUUAAAGGGUCUGAAGCAGAACUAUUUUGUGCCUAUUCUUUGGCUUAAUGAGACUGGUACCAUUGGUGAUGAGAAGGCAGAAAUGUUCAGAAAUCAAGUGACUGGAAAAAUAAACCUCCUUGGCCUGGUAGAAAUUACCUUACUCAGUGUUGGUGUGGUGAUGUUUAUUUUUUUUAUGAUUUCAUACUGUGCAUGCAGAUCAACGAGAGUAAAUUAAGAAGCAAAUGAGUCGACAUUUAUGCACCAGCUACAUGAGGACCUUUCUUAAUAUCGACCUACAAAAUGAAGAUUUAAUAUGCUUUAUGUUUGCAAAACACACCUUAUCUUACAGUUGAAGAACUGGCGGCACUUUUGUUCUCUGCACUGAGCAGCAGCACGUUUCUAAAGGAUUAUUAAGAUGUCAUUAAAAUCCACACUUUGAACAAAAAGCAGUAACUUUUAAAAUUCAACAUGUUCACAAUGGAAUGGAUUUCAGUUUCUACAGAUGUGGCUUCAGCAUGAUCCAGUUAUUUUUAUUUGGUACUGAUUCACUGAUUGGUUCCCUUUUGCUAAAUUCAGAAAAGGGGUGGAUGUUCUAAACAAAUCCUGGACCCUGAACUCUUGUCGUCCUCAUCAAAGGGAAAAACAUCACUACCCUCAUCAGUGUCCCUGCAAUACACAGACCCCAGGACUGCCAGGACAUUGCAUUUCAUGAGCAUGAGCCAUUUUGAAAGACAUUUAAAAAUGGAAACUAAAUGACUGGCCUAUGAACCAUUUAUUAUACAUUACUUAAGUUUCUUUCUCUAUGGAAUCCUUUGUACAGCAUCAGUAGGCACUAUAACCAUGCUGUUUAUAACAAUAUGGGCGUAUAUUUUUAUCAAUGAUCAUACAAAUGGACAUUUUUGGGACUGUCAUUUUCCAUGUUCUGCAGUUCUUUUGGAAAUCUGAGUAGAUUUUGAUCUUUUCACUCAGUUGUAUACAACUUAUGCUUGGCAACUUCAGAAUGCUGUGCUAGUAUUAAGAGAUGUAAAUGAUAAUACAGAAAUUAUUGUGUGGGAGAUUACAAA